GAAGCCGUCACACUCUCUCUCUGGCUGGUGGCUGACUAAGGAGACCGCACAUGAAUGGACUUGCUGGACCAGGCGGAGCUGCGUCUGAGGAGCUUCUCAGAAAACCCUUGGCUCACACGGUCUCUCGGUGGAGCAAGAGAUCUCAUUGGUCCAGAGGAAGAUGUCAGACCUUGAGUCAGUGCUGCAGCAGAAGGAUAUUGAGUUAAAGGCCUCUGAGACCCAGAGAACCAUCUUAGAACAGGACUUGGCGACGUACAUCACUGAAUGCAGUAGUCUAAAGCACAGUUUGGAACAGGCGCGAAUGGAGGUUACUCAGGAGGACGAUAAAGCAUUGCAGCUCCUUCAUGACAUCCGAGAACAGAGCAACAAGCUUCAAGAGAUCAAAGAACAACAGGAAUAUCAUGCUCAGCUGGAGGAGAUGCGAGUUUCCAUCAGACAGCUGGAAGAAGACCUGUCAGCUGCCCGUCGCCGUAGUGACCUGUAUGAAGCGGAGCUGAAAGAUUCUCGGCAGGCCAGUGAGGAACUGAAGAGGAAGGCGACUGACUACCAGCACCGGGUGCUGAAGGCCAAAGAGCAAGGCAAAGCUGAAGCAGAAGACUUGAUUUCCAAGUUGGAGAAGACCAAUGCUGAGCAGCAGACAAAGAUACAGGAUCUCCAAGACAGGCUUGCCAAGGCACUGAAGGCCAGUGCUGAGGCGACAGAUGUCCUUCAGAGUGUCAGGGUCUCCAAAGAACGCGUGGAACGAGAUCUGGAGCGGCUGCAAAACAAGGAAGACUCCAGUGACAGCCUGCGGAGACGCCUCCGUGAAACUGAAGAUGGGAGGAAGACUCUGGAAAACCAGGUGAAGAGACUGGAGAUUGUUGAGCGCCGUGAGAAUAAACUGAAGGAUGAAAUCCAGACUAAAGCUCAGCAGAUUCAGCAGAUGGCCGAUAAGAUUCUGGAGCUGGAGGAGAACCUGCGUGAGACCCAGGCCACAGCCCAACGCUUAGAGACCCACCUGAAGCAGAAAGAGAAGCUCCAUGAAGACAAAAUAAAGGUGCUGGAGGCCCAGAUGAAGGCGGACAUGGCUGAUAAGGAGAUGCUGGAGUCCAGUCAGGUCAAAUAUGAGGAGGAGGUGCAGGAGAAGUGCAGCAUCAUCAGCGAACAGAAGGCGACUAUUAAUGCCAUGGACUCUAAGAUGAACAGCCUGGAGCAAAGAAUAGCAGAGCUGUCUGAGGCCAACAAACUGGCAGCCAACAGCAGCAUUUACACCCACAAAAACAUGAAAGCGCAGGAGGAGAUGAUCUCAGAGCUUCGCCAGCAGAAGUUCUACUUGGAGUCUCAGGCUGGGAAAUUGGAGGCCCAGAAUGCCAAACUGGAGGAGCAUCUGGAAAAGAUAAGUCAGCAGGAGCAAGGCAGUAAGAGCCGUGUGAUGGAGCUGGAAACAAGGCUUCGGGAGAUUGGCCUGGAGCAUGAAGAACAGAAAUUAGAGAUUAAGCACCAGGUAACAGAGCUGACGUUGUCACUGCAGGAGCGUGAAUCCCAAAUCACCAACAUGCAGGCAGCUCGCCAUGCUCUGGAGAGCCAACUGCAGCAGGCCAAGACUGAGCUGGAGGAGACCACUGCAGAGGCUGAGGAGGAGAUCACUGUUCUCAGAGCACACAGAGAUGAGAUACAACGCAAGUUUGAUGCCUUGAGGGACAGUUGUGCGGUGAUUACAGACCUUGAGGAACAGUUGAUGACACUGAGCCAAGAGAAUGCUGAGCUCAACCGCCAGAACUUCUAUCUGUCCAAGCAGCUGGAUGAAGCAUCUGAUGACAGAGAGGACCAGCUGCAGCUCAGUCAGGAUGUGGACAGGCUGCGUCGAGAGGUGGCUGAUCGGGAGAUGCAUCUCAACAACCAGAAACAGAACCUUGAGACACUGAAGACAACUUGCACCAUGCUGGAGGAGCAGGUUCUGGAGUUGGAGACCCUGAAUGAUGAACUGCUGGAGAAGGAACGGCAGUGGGAAGCCUGGAGGUCAACACUGGAGGAUGAGAAGAACCAAGCUGAGAGGAGAACCAGAGACAUUCAGAGACUGCUGGACACUGAGAAACAGAACAGGGUUCGUGCAGAGCAGCGCAGUUCUGAGUCUCGCCAGGCUGUGGAGCAGGCCGUGAAGGAGCACAAGGCUGAGAUCCUUGCCCUGCAGCAGGCCCUCAAAGACCAGAAACUCAAAGCCGAGAGCCUUGCAGACACUUUGAAUGACCUGGAAAAGAAGCAUGCCAUGUUGGAGAUGAAUGCCCGCAGUCUACAGCAAAAGUUGGAGAGUGAGAGGGAUCUUAAACAAAGACUUCUGGAGGAGCAAGAAAAGCUGCAGCAGCAGAUGGAUGCUCAGAAGACGCACAUCUUUCGUCUAACACAGGGACUGCAGGAUGCUCUCGACCAAACCGACUUGUUGAAAACUGAGAGGACUGACCUGGAGUACCAGCUGGAGAACAUCCAGCUCCACCUGCAGGCUGUGUACUCCCAUGAGAAGGUGAAAAUGGAGGGGACCAUCACGCAGCAGACCAAGCUCAUAGACUUCCUCCAGGCCCGGGUCGACCACAGUGGCUCCAAAAAGAAAAAGGGUCUGUUUGGACGUCGUCGAGAGGACCUGUUGGCUGCCAUUGCUGCCCAGGCCCAGAGUCAAGGUCAGGGUCAGGGUCAGGGCCCCGUUUCCCCUGUGCUGUCUGUCCCAACCAUCCAGCCGGUGCCUCUGCAGUACACUGACAUGAAGGCAGCUUUGGACAAGGAGCGUGCACGCUGCUCUGAACUCGAGGAUGCUCUGCAGAAAAUGAGAGUGGAGCUGCGAUCUCUGCGAGAGGAAGCGCUCCAAUGUAAGGAUCUUGGUAACUCUACAAACCCAGCCACAACACGGCAACAGAUGCUUAUGUCUGCUAUGGUGAAGUCUCCUGAUCACCAGCAGGGCCCAACCAGUCUGGCAUCAUCUAGUUCUGGACGCAGAAAGGAUGCUGCAACACCUGAAGAGUACGGCCGUCGCCUGAAGGACAGUCAGAGAGACAGAGAGAGGGUGCAGCACAACACAGCUCACCGCUUCACAGUGGGACUCAACAUGAGAGCUGCCAAAUGUACUGUGUGCCUGGAUACUGUACACUUUGGCCGUCAAGCUGCAACCUGUCUUGAAUGUCACGCUUUGUGCCACCCAAAAUGCUCCCCCUGCCUUCCAGCCACAUGUGGCAUGUCCAGUGACUGCUCCCUGCAUGUUUCUGAGGGACUAUUUGUGGACAAGAGCAACUCAGUAGGACAGCAGUUCAAAGAAACUAUUGGACACGUACACCUGGCAGGAUGGAUGAAACAACCCAGGAAUGGGAAGCGAGGUCAAGGGUGGGAGAGGAAAUAUGUGAUCCUGGAUGGGUCUAAAGUGUCUGUUUACGAGCUUGAGCCCAGAGAAGAGUCAGUGAAACCACUUCAGGAGUUUGACCUGUAUCUGCCAGACGGAGAGGUGCUGAUCCACGGAGCAGUAGGAGCAUCUGAACUUCCCAAUACUUCAAAGUCAGAUGUUCCCUAUGUGCUGAAGCUGGAAUCCCGUUGUCACUCUCCAUGUUGGCCUGUGCAGUCCAUUUACUUCAUGGCUCCUAGUUUUCCAGACAAGCAGCAUUGGGUGUCCAUCAUGGAGUCUGUGGUGGCCAGUGGGCGAGCCGCCCGAGAGAAAGCAGAGGCUGACGCAAAACUACUUGGGAACUCUCUCCUGAAGCUGGAAGGAGAUGACAGGCUCGAUAUUAACUGCACCCUCCCCCUCACAGAUCAGAUAGUGAUGGUGGGCUCUGAAGAAGGUCUGUAUGCCCUGAACGUGAUCAAGAAUUCGUUGACUCACAUUCCAGGUCUUGGAUCAGUAUUUCAGCUCUACAUCAUUAAAGAGCAGGAGAAGCUCCUGAUGAUUGUUGGGGAUGAGCGGGCCUUGUGUCUGGUGGAGAUCAAGAGAGUGAAGCAGUCUUUGGCUCAGUCUCAUCUACCGAGCCAGUCUGAACUGGCUCCUUACAUCUUUGAGACGGUUAAAGGGUGCCACCUGUUUGCUGCUGGGAGAGUGGACAGCGGGUCCUGUAUCUGUGCUGCAAUGCCAAACAAAAUCACCAUUCUGCAGCACAACGACAGUCUCAACAAAUACUGCAUCCGUAAGGAGAUUGAAACUCUGGAGCCAUGCAGUUGCAUACAUCUGACCAGCUACAGCAUCAUCAUUGGGACCAACAAAUUCUACGAGAUUGAGAUGAAACAGUUUGUGCUCGAGGAGUUCUUAGACAAAAACGACGUGUCUCUGGCUUCGAUGGUGUUUGCUGCUUCGACCCACAGCUUCCCCAUCGCCAUCAUGCAGGUGUCCAGCAGCAUGCAGAAAGAAGAAUACCUGCUCUGUUUUCACGAGUUUGGAGUAUUUGUGGACACAUACGGGCGAAGGAGUCGCAGUGACGACGUCAAGUGGAGCCGUCUGCCUCUUUCCUUUGCGUACAGAGAGCCAUACCUGUUUGUCACCUACUUUAACUCACUGGACGUCAUCGAGGUUCAAACCCAUGCUGCUCUGAGUCCCUCAGUACUGGCCCACCUGGACAUACCUAGUCCUCGAUACCUAGGCCCCGCCAUCUCCUCUGGAGCCAUUUAUCUUGCAUCAUCCUACCAGAACAAACUGCGGGUCAUCUGCUGUAAAGGAAGCCUGAUCAGAGAGUCCGGAGAGCUGCAACGGAUCGGCAGUAGUCGAGGUAGUCCCAGUAGUCCCAGUAAACGAGGCCCACCCACCUACAGUGAACACAUCACCAAACGUUUGACCUCGGGAUCUGGUAGUCACGAUGGUUUACACCGUGAGCCCAGCACCCCACAUCGCUAUCGGGAGGGUCGCACCGAAUUCAGAAGGGACAAAUCUCCAGCCCGGCCACUAGACCGCGAGAAGUCACCUGGUAGGGUGCUGGACAGUCGCAGAGAAAGGUCCCCUGGGAGAUUUGGAGACAGUACCCGACUCCAUGCUGGGUCUGUUCGAACACAACUUGCCCCAGUUAACAAGGUGUGGGAUCAGUCAUCGGUGUGAAAACAGCUGUGGGGUUUGGAGUUCAGUGGCUGCAGAGAAACCAUGUGAUCCACACUGAGUGCACGUACGCAAGCACUCUCUUCGCCUUGUUGUCUGUAACAUAGUGCAGCAUCAGUUCUUAAUUUGAUAAACCUGCACUGGACACAUUUCCCGUGACAAUCGUCUCUUCUGACUUAUGCUUCGGC
Molecule: messenger RNA, 5217 nt
Organism: Thalassophryne amazonica
Lineage: Eukaryota; Metazoa; Chordata; Actinopteri; Batrachoidiformes; Batrachoididae
Product: citron Rho-interacting kinase
Exons: 38
Coding region: 161-5032 (1623 amino acids)
Biological process (GO): peptidyl-threonine phosphorylation; actomyosin structure organization
Cellular component (GO): cytoplasm; cytoskeleton
Molecular function (GO): protein serine/threonine kinase activity
Source: RefSeq, a predicted model, not a curated record